Messenger RNA from Schizosaccharomyces japonicus yFS275, 725 nucleotides. RefSeq names its product ribosomal protein subunit L51. Gene Ontology annotation, biological process: mitochondrial translation. The transcript is spliced from 3 exons. Gene Ontology annotation, molecular function: structural constituent of ribosome. Gene Ontology annotation, cellular component: mitochondrion. The coding region runs from base 189 to 656 and encodes 155 amino acids. The record is from RefSeq and is a predicted model, not a curated record. NCBI's taxonomy places the organism in Eukaryota, Fungi, Ascomycota, Schizosaccharomycetes, Schizosaccharomycetales, Schizosaccharomycetaceae.
CAGUUUAUAAAUGAAAUUUCCUUCGUUAUAACAGGCUUAAGCUGUGCUUUAUGAUUAUUAUCCGCUGUUUAUAUAAAACCCGUUGAUUUAUUUUUAUUCUAUUGUUUUCACAAGGUGCUCUCUUAUACCUCUCUUUUAAAAAAAAAUAUAAGAAAAUAAAAAAUCACCGACACCAAUCUUUUCUUUCUAUGAUUAAAACAGUUCGAAAAAUAUCUAAACCAUUAAACGGACUUGGUGCUUUUCUUCGGCCAUGCAAGCGAAUUGAUUUUUAUUACUGCAAUUGGGGCGGUAGUUCCGAAGGCAUGAAAGAGUUUUUAAGCCGAAAACUAGAAGUAUUUGCGAAGGAGAACGGUGAUAUUGAGUUUCAUGUUAUUCACCGUCCUAAUCAACAUCCAUCCAUCAAGUCAUAUUACGUAAAUGGUCGCAACGAAGAAUUCAUUACUCGAAAGUUCUCGGCUUCAGAUAUUCUUGAACAAGCACUUCAGUGCUCAGAAUCAGACGGUCUGAAACCUCGCUUUGUCAAGCAACCAGUAGAAUCAUUGAAUCCUUCUGUUCGUGGUGUUUGGAACCCAUUUUCAGAAUUCGCAAAACCACCUACUGUCAUUCAAAAAGGCUUAUACAAGAAACGUAAAACAAAAAGCUCACACGAAAUAUGAGUGCAAUGACCCAGUUAUAAUGUCUAUAAAAAUACAAUUUAUGUUUGCGAAUCCGUUUCAAUACAGCAG